CAGGAAUUUAGCACUCAUCUCCGCAGCACCAUAAAAAAUUAAGAGAGAGAAAAACGACUCGCACACAAACCUGGACCAAGCUAGAGAAGAGCUCCCGCCUCUCUCCUCCGGUCCGGCAGGUGGCCCGAGUCUUUGAUGUCUCGCCCUAGAGCCAGCACCUGCUAUUGUGUCGCACCAAAGGGUUAGAGAUUGUCUUUUUUUUCUUUCCAAUUAUUUCCUUGUUUGCCCUGCAAAUACAGGUUCUUUUGCAGCCCUUGAGAUACCAAACAUAAAGAAAUAGAGAGAGAGAGAGAGAGAGAGAGAGAGAGAGAGAGAGAGUUUAAGAGGGAAAAUUAGAAAGAAGAAGACAUAAACAAAGACGGAGCCUCGUUUUUUUUUUUUUUUUUUUUUUUUGCCCCGUUUCUCCCUCAUCCCGUCGAUUCACACAAAGAGUCGCGCGAGUCUUUGCAGCCACCCUCGAUUCGCUCUCAAGCCAAGGUUAGGCCAGACCGCACAUCAGCCAAUUUACUUUACUCAGUUGCACUGCACACUACGUUUGCGACUGGACCGCACACCACCCCGCCGCCACUACCUAAAAAACUCCCGCCGACAACCCCCGACUCGACGACUUCCUGGCUAUUGAGAUUGCAACUGCCCUAUUAAUAAUUACAGCAAACCUACCAACAGGGUUUCCUCUUGUGUCCUUUUUUGGUUCCUCUCUUUUAUUUUUCCCCCCUUGGCUCUUUUUAUUUUAUUUAUCCCCUCCUUUUUCCUUGGUCUUAAUUACUUUUUUUUUUCUUUUUCUACUAUUACAAUCCCAACUUUGCUACUGUUAUUUUUCUUCUUCUGGUCUGACCCCUACCAAUUCCCUGCUCGCCCGCCAUGGGGAGCACGUCGGAAGCAAGGACGUCAUCUUCCGCCGGCGCAUCGCAACCCUCGUCCAUAAGAUCAGUCGACGUCUCCGCAAAAUCGUCACCAACCCUGGCGCCUCAAAAUGGACACCACAACGGCGUCCCGAAUUCGGCUGAACAGGUUUUAAAGCCCGUCGAGAAGACUUCGGUCAAGGAGCGCCUCACUCGCAUGUUUUCGACCAAGGACACGCAACGGUCCUCGAAUCUCGCUCCUCCCUCGGGCGAUAAGUCCGCCCCUGUCAGCCCCGGUCUCGCUCCACCGGUAAGGAAUCAACCUCCGAGUCGCAAGGGUUCCACCACCGACAAGGCAUCUGAAAAGACGGCCGCCGCCAGCGCCGCCAAGGCCGCCAAGUCGAGCAAUGGCACCGCACACCAGCAGCAACGAUUUCUCGUCAACCCUGACGCACAGGGUGGCCAUGAGCAUCAUCUCAAGAGUAGCCGGCGCCAGGAGAAGCUGUCAGACAUGUUCCGCAGCAUGCUGGGCGGCGGCAAGCGCGCCGAGCAGCAAGAUCACGAUCUCUCGCUCGUUUCCGGAUGGGUAGACACGCUGAAGCAAGAGAAGGACAAGGACAAGGAUGUCGGUCAAGCCGGCGAGAAGCGCGGAGGUCCCAACGCAUCCGUGACCUUGGUGGAGAAGUACGGCAAAUGCCAGGAGGUUGUGGGUCGCGGAGCGUUCGGAAUCGUGAGGAUAUCUCACAAGAAGAUGGACAACGGUGCCGGUGAAAGGUUGUUUGCCGUUAAAGAAUUUCGCCGUAGGCCCGAGGAGAACGAAAAGAAGUACAGCAAGCGACUGACGGCGGAGUUUUGUAUCUCGUCCAGCCUGCGCCACCCCAACGUCAUCCACACGUUAGACUUGCUGCAGGAUGCCAAAGGAGACUAUUGUGAAGUCAUGGAGUUUUGCCCUGGCGGCGAUCUGUACACACUCGUGCUUGCCGCCGGGAAGCUUGAGGUCCAGGAGGCGGACUGUUUCUUCAAGCAGAUGAUGCGUGGCGUCGAGUACAUGCACGAAAUGGGCGUGGCGCACCGUGAUCUAAAGCCUGAGAACUUGCUUCUGACGACCCACGGCGCCCUCAAGAUUACGGAUUUUGGCAACGGCGAGUGUUUCCGCAUGGCCUGGGAGAACGAUGCGCACAUGGUUUCGGGCCUGUGCGGCUCCGGUCCUUAUAUCGCUCCCGAAGAGUACACAAGCAAGGAGUUCGACGCCAGGGCUGUCGAUGUGUGGGCCUGUGGUGUCAUCUAUAUGGCCAUGAGAACUGGCCGCCACCUCUGGCGAAUUGCCAAGAAAGAUGAGGAUGAGUUUUACGCCCGUUACCUCGAGGGACGUCGAGAUGAGGAGGGCUAUGGGCCGAUAGAGUCAUUACACAGGGCUCGCUGCAGAAACGUUAUAUAUUCCAUAUUAGACCCCAAUCCAUCACGGCGCAUCACAGCCUCUCAGGUCCUCAAAUCGGAAUGGGGCCGCGAGAUCAAGCUGUGCAAGGCCGGUGAGGAAGGCUUGUAGCGAUCAUAUUUUACACCAUGUCCAAGGCCCACGCGCACCGCCCGCAUCUUCCCUUUUUUUUUUCCCACGAGGACCUAUUUGAUAGUAUACUGCUCCCUUAAUCGUACUAUUAGUCUAGAUUUUCUGCGAAACACAUGGUCGUGUGGUGUGUCGGGAAAAAAAGCCGCAAUUCCAAAAUGGGAGGAGCCCUAAACAAACUCGUGCUAGCGGGUUGACUUUUUUACCCCAUUGCGCACCGCACCGACUUUGCGUAGCCCGGGAACUCCAGGGAUGGAAUUUGUUGCGGCCUUUUUUUCUUCUUCUUUUUCCCUUCUCAUUCUCCUGCUGGUCGCGGACAGAGUGUUUUCAUGCGCCAAUGUCUUCCCAUUGCUUGGAGCAGAGCACUAGAAGAUUAUCCAAUCUCUUGGAGAUUUGGUUGAAUUUGUGCAAGGCUUCUUCUCUGUGUUGGAGAACAUCUACCUGGCACGAAGGUAGCAUUGGGUUUAAAUGGGCUGUUACAAAGGGUUAUAUGAAAACGGCAGCGAGGCAGGAAACUGAUUUCUUCCCAUCAAAUGUUAUCAAAGCACUGGCGUUGUGGGAGUCUUUUGUAUUUGUCCUUUUUUUCAUACACUUUUCUUUUUCUUUCUGCUUCCGCAUUUUUUCCCUUUUCUUCUUGCUUUUCUUUUCUCUCCCCUCAAGAUCAGCCUCAAUAUUAGAUGUCUUUAUUUUUGUUUCUUCAUCAAUGCAAUCAAGCGUUCAUCAAUCAAUCAACCCCAAAAUGUUUGAGCCACACAAGUGUAAAGUGUCAACUUGUUACUUCGCCACUUCUGCUCCAGAUGCGGCCGGCCCAUUUGAU
Pyricularia oryzae 70-15 is the source of this 3223-nucleotide messenger RNA. Its product is annotated as HAL protein kinase. NCBI's taxonomy places the organism in Eukaryota, Fungi, Ascomycota, Sordariomycetes, Magnaporthales, Pyriculariaceae. Bases 862 to 2388 code for a protein of 508 amino acids. Gene Ontology annotation, molecular function: protein serine/threonine kinase activity; ATP binding. Gene Ontology annotation, biological process: protein phosphorylation; intracellular signal transduction; intracellular monoatomic cation homeostasis. The transcript has 2 exons. The record is from RefSeq and is a predicted model, not a curated record.